Messenger RNA from Alosa alosa (allis shad), 2350 nucleotides. It is a transcript of the gene stoml1, whose product is annotated as stomatin (EPB72)-like 1. The record is from RefSeq and is a predicted model, not a curated record. Gene Ontology annotation, cellular component: plasma membrane. The coding region runs from base 154 to 1299 and encodes 381 amino acids. Lineage: Eukaryota; Metazoa; Chordata; Actinopteri; Clupeiformes; Clupeidae. The transcript is spliced from 7 exons.
AACACGGAAGUCACGGCGGCGACGCACAAUUUUACACUCUAUGCGACGCACAUAGCUAUGAUAGCGACAAGGUUUAUUUUUCAACACCUUUAUUGGAUAAACAUGCCAGGAAUAUAUCUUACGCUAGUGAACUGACUCGCAAACCAGACAAUAAUGUUUGGGAAUUCAUACAGAAAUGAGUACCAAGCUCUUCCUCAGAAAGACUCGGCCCAUGUUACAUUAACAGGACCUGGGUUGUUCUCAAGUGACUUGGAGCGAGCCCAUUAUGGCCAGAAGGGUCACUCCUUUGAUUACGUUCCCAGAAUCACCAACAAUGACUUCACAGACAGAAGUCAAGGAUGCCUGUCUCGAUUGUGUCACUUGAUUGUCAUUUUCCUGGUGUCGUUAUGCACCUUCAUAACCUUACCUGUGUCGGGAUGGUUUGUUCUCAAAACCGUGCCCAACUACGAGAGGAUUGUUUUCUUCCGUCUGGGUCGAAUUCGCCCCCCUAAAGGUCCCGGGGUAGUUCUGAUCCUGCCUCUGAUUGAUCAGUGGCAACGGGUAGACCUUCGAACCAGAGCAUUCAAUAUACCGCCAUGCAAGGUAACUACUCGAGAUGGAGGGCUGGUGUCAAUGGGAGCUGACAUUCAGUUUCGAAUCUGGAAUCCCGUAAUGUCUGUGGUGGCGAUGCAGGACCUGAACUCUUCCACCAGGCUCACGGCGCAGAAUGCCAUGACCCAGAGCAUAAGCAAGAAGACGGUCAGGGAGAUCCAGACAGAGAGGCUCAAAAUGGGGGACUACCUAGGGAUGGACAUCAACGAGUUGACCAAGCCGUGGGGUCUGGAGGUGGACCGCGUGGAGCUCACCCUGGAGUCUGUUCUGAAGGGCCCAGAUGGGGUCACCCACCCAGGCCCCCUGGCAGUGCCCUCCUCGGCCGCUGUGCCAGGGCUGGAGGGCAUCCCCGGGUUGGAGGGCAUCGGCGGGCCCAUACAGCAGCUAGCCAUGCAGUUCCUAGGCAACAUGAGUAAUAUGGCCCAGUGUCGCCAAGAUAGCGCAGCAGUAACCAUAGUGGACGAGGUGGACGAGCUGACAUCUGAGCGCGCUCCCCAGGGACACAUGAGCAGCGCUGAGGAGCUGCUGUCGGCCGUAAAACCGGUGCUGUCAGAAAGACUGGUCCAGACGGUGGGAGCCUGCUACCAGUUCAACAUCAGCUCCAGCAGUGGCCAGACCAGCACCUACUACCUGGACCUGAGCCAAGGCAGUGGUGUGUGGGGCUGGUGCCCCAGCGCUGGCAGCAGACGUGGUCCUCACCCUCAGUGAGGCAGACCUGCUGGCCAUGUUCCAGGGCCAGCUGAAGCCCCUGGCCGCUUACGCCUGCGGCAGGCUUGGGGUGGAGGGCGACGUGAGUGUGGCCAUGAGGCUGGAGGAGCUCGUCAGGGCCGUCAGAGGAGCCUCACACUCCUGAUUACACACAGGGCAAAUGCGCACAUAAUUAUGUGUGUGUCAUUUGUAAUAAUAAUUAAGAGAAUGGUUGGUAACACUUUAUUUGGCUAGUCCAUCUACACAGACUUUGCAAAUGGUUUGCAUUGAAUUCCAGUCUCCUUAAUUCUUCACUGAACAGCACCUUUCCCAAACCCAACCCCUAACUUUAACCAUAAAUUGUAAACAACAGAGUUUCAAGCAGUUUGUUGAUAAUCAGAGGAUCUGUACAGAUACGAUCCAACAGAGUUUCAAGCAGUUAGUUGAUAAUCAGAGGAUCUGUACAGAUAUGAUCUCAUCACAAUAUCAGAGUGACCAAUUUUGGCCUAAAAGUUAGUACACUCCUUGUUUUCUAAUACAUGUUAGUGGUGGAAAAUUACACUCUGGAGACCAAAAAACAUUGGUCAACAGAUAUAAGAUAUGUAUGGUUACCUUAGGUUUAGCAUCAAUAACUCUGAUUCAGCAGGUAGGGGUGUUCUCUACAGAUAAUCAGCAUAUGCAGUCUGUAAAUGAUUUGCUAGAUUUUUGAACCAGUCGGCAUCAGGAUGCUAUGGUCAUCUUGGGUAGCUGGGAUAUGGAAAAGACAUCUGAUUAAUCUGAUGAGUUCCCCACUUUCUGCCUUCUCAGGUAAUUAGAGAGGCAAUUGAUUUGCCUCGUUUGUAGAAAAUGCAUACAUUUCCAAUCUCCUGAAAAAACAGUCUUUAUAGUCUGUGUUGUGUUUCAAUGUCAGUGUUGUCCGUGGUUGACUUGUGAGUGUGUAUUUAUUGAUUUAAAUGACUGAUGACUAAUGCAUUCAUUCUGGGUGCCUUUUUUUGCAGUGAGAUGUUUUACAUGUGAGAGUGUUCUAUGUCAAUUUUAAUAAUUUUAAUAAUAAAAAUAUUAAUAAUAAAUG